This is a messenger RNA of Eremomyces bilateralis CBS 781.70, 1584 nucleotides long. RefSeq lists its product as uncharacterized. Bases 1 to 1584 code for a protein of 527 amino acids. NCBI's taxonomy places the organism in Eukaryota, Fungi, Ascomycota, Dothideomycetes, Eremomycetales, Eremomycetaceae. Gene Ontology annotation, molecular function: DNA-binding transcription factor activity. Gene Ontology annotation, biological process: regulation of DNA-templated transcription. The record is from RefSeq and is a predicted model, not a curated record. The transcript has a single exon.
AUGUCGGAUGGACAGAGGAGCUCUGGGAGCCGGUCGAUUGGGGUACAUUCGAUGUUGAAUCCGUCUAGCGAAGACCAGACGGGACAACAUGGGAGGCGACGGAGUGCUGCGCAGAUGGAAGCGUCCUCAACCGAGACAACACCAUAUUUACUCCCCAGGCCUCUGAGCCGCAUGCCUAGCGAGGAAAGCGCCAUGAGCGAUAUAUCGCCGGUUAAAUUUGAAUCCAGAGCAAAUGGGGACGGGAGAAAGAUUUUGACGCCACGAUCUCCGACCGUUCGCCGUGGCCCGUUGGGCCAACCUACAGGGUCCAUCGACGCACAUCAGACUCCGUUUAUUACCGCAGGUAGCGGACGAAGCUUUCCGGAGCCCGUCCCGUCUCAACCACUUCUCGCUUCUAUAUCUGGAUACCGCCAAUCCCACUUUCCACUACCGAAGGCACCGACUCCACCUCUGGCUCAUAGUCGUCGUCCCAGUCUCGGCAUCAUUCCUUCUUCCGCGGCCGCCAGCCCAGGCGCUAGCACCAACUACUCUUCCUACAGCCAAGGACAGACUUCUCCAGCAACGCCAUAUGGUGCGCAUUCCAACAACCCGACCCCACCCGGAUCCUUCCAGUUGGGCCCCACUCCCGCUGGCCCCCUGAGUGCUAUUCCUCAUCAAGGACUCGAUCAAUCCUCAUCAGCGCAUCCUUCACGUUCCUAUCCUGGCACUCCAACCUACCGUCACAAUUCCAUCCCAGUCGCGGCCGCGUCCCAAUCGAUCCAAGUGUUCACCAUAUCCACCGCCAAGGGACCCGUUCAAGUUCCAGUCGACGUGCAGGCGGCCUCCCGAGUCGCGGAUGAAAAACGCCGCCGGAACGCGGGAGCCUCUGCUCGAUUCCGCGCACGUCGCAAGGAGAAAGAGAGGGAGGCUAGCACAACGAUCUCGAGGCUCGAGCAACGACUGCGAGAUGCGCUGGAGGAUGCUGAAUUUUACCGCUCGGAAAGGGAUUUCUUAGUAGAGGCGGUGUGCCGAGUUCCUGGAGGUGCAAGGGAAUUCUUUCCCCGACCCGAGUCUCCUUGCAGAAACCGGAGAGAAGUUUCCGCAACCCCCACCGGGGAAGACCGAACGGAUGACGGAUCUACUAGUCCGCCUCCGUAUGAGGUUUCGGCCAGGGAAAGAGAAAGAGAACGACGAAGAGAUGCCGAUGCAGCAAGGAAAGGCGAAGAGAGGAACACCCGAAGGAGAACAGAGGGAUACGACGCUCCGCAAGGAACCAUUGAGAUCUAUCCCAGCGAUGACAAGCAACCGUUAUACUCAGCAUCUCACCCACUCCAGCAUCCCUCGCCGCAUUCGCAUCCUGUAAGCCACGAGCCGUCGCAGCACCCCUCAUUCGCUCCCCAAUUGCCUGCUUAUCAGGACCGGUAUCCGAACCACUUGUCCCAGUCGGUGCCACGGUACGGAGCACCUCCACCUGCAUUCGCACGCCAUGCGCAGGCGCAUGAUACAUCGGCAUCCCAACCGAGGCAGCCCAAUCCUAAUUCCGGUGGACGAACGGACCGAUCCGCUGAUGGGGGGUACCCCUCGUAUGGCAAAGAAGCGCGGUAG